This is a messenger RNA of Penicillium angulare, 1452 nucleotides long. Its product is annotated as NRPS-like enzyme. The record is from RefSeq and is a predicted model, not a curated record. Gene Ontology annotation, biological process: fatty acid metabolic process. Bases 1 to 1452 code for a protein of 483 amino acids. The transcript has 3 exons. Gene Ontology annotation, molecular function: medium-chain fatty acid-CoA ligase activity. Lineage: Eukaryota; Fungi; Ascomycota; Eurotiomycetes; Eurotiales; Aspergillaceae.
AUGGGUCACGAGAUUGAUCUGGAAAUGCAGCAAGGUCUCACCAAGCUGAUCCCGACGAUUCUCGACGAGCUGGCGUCCAAUGACCCGGAAAGACUCUAUGGCGAGCUGCCAAUCUCUCCCACUGGAUAUGAAUGGCGAAAAUCCGAGACGGUCGCUUUUAUUGGACCUAAUGACAUGAGCCAUAUUGUCCUGACUAUCGCAGCUAUCAAGACCGGCUAUACUUGUUUGCUCGUAGCACCCAACUACGGAACUAUUGGUCAAGCUAAGCUGAUACAAGCAACGAGCUGUAAACAUCUCUUGGUCUCACCUUUAGCAGAUAUUGAGAAGCGAGAUGCGAUUGUCGCUGAAUAUGGAAGCUUGACAUCAUGGACACUUCCGCGUAUUGCUGAUUUCUUCGAUGUUCUUCACGAAUCCCCUUAUACCAAGAAUUAUGAAGAAGUUAAGCACGAGCCCUUGGUUUUAUUCCAUACCUCUGGCACCUCGGGGUGUCCAAAGCCGAUUGUUUCUAGUUUGAUCUGUGCAUUUUAUACUGGCAGUGUCAUUGUCUUCCCACCAGCAUUGAUGCCCAUAAGCCUGAAAGCAGCAGUCCAUGUCACGGAAUACCGCCCGGUUGACUGUAUCUCAUUCAUACCAGCCAACAUAGAAGAGCUCGCGACCAAUAUGGAGCUUCAAGAUGCCCUUGCGGGGAGGAAUGUCCACACACUCUACUGGGGAGGUGCUCCAUUGUCUCAACAUGCCGGUGACACGGUCAUAAAUCGUGGCUUCAACAUCCAAACAAGUGUCGGUAGCACCGAAACAGGAAUGUGGUAUCCAAUUCGCCGUACUGCAUAUUGGGGCUCUUACCCCUGGAAUGGCAUGUGCUUUCAUCCCGAUAAUGGUAUAGAGUUCCGGCCUGUGACGGAGGACCUAUAUGCUGCCAUCUGGGUGAAGAACAAGGAUCCUGAGAGAGUUCAGCCAGUAUUUGCUCUAUUCCCCACUGAAACGGAGUUCGACGCAGGCGAUCUCUUCCGCCAUGUUUCCGGAUCAGGCAAAGACAGUGUAUGGUCAUGGUAUGGCCGGCAAGAUGAUCUGCUGGUUUUUAGAUCGGGCGGCAAGUGGCAUCCAGCGGCUGCACAGCGACGGAUAAUGACAGAUCAUCGUGAUCUGUUUGAUCAGGUUCUCAUUUUUGUAUCUGAGUUUAAACACGUGGCUGUACUGGUGGAGCCAUCUGCUACCCUUCGUAACAAGAUUGAAAUAGCAAAGCAGAAUGGUGGCGAGGAAGCUGUUCAAAAAGUGCGUGACUUAGUGCUUGAUAGAAUUUGGCCGACCAUGGAGGAUUUGGAUCGAAAUGCCCCUUUGAUAAUUUCAUUUGACCGAAGCCGGAUUAUUUUCACUGAGUGUCCAAUGCCUCGCACAGCGAAGGGAACGGUGCAGCGCAAGGCGGCUUUGCAGGAAUAUGAAAGCCGGAUAUAG